UAAUAUUUAUGAAUAUAAAGUGCUGCGUGUUAUAAAAUAAAUAUAUUUAUCUGUGUAUACUUGUAAUUCACACACACAAUUUCACAAUUAUUAUACUGUAUGACUUACAAGUAUACACAGAUAAAUAUAUUUAUUUUAUGUGUCAUGACCAGGGGCGGACUGACCAUUUGGAAACUCGGGCACUGCCCGAGGGCCCGGGAUGCCCCUAGUACCUUUUUCAUAGGCUUUUUUGAGUUUGGGCAAGGACACAGGGGCCCCAUGAUCCCCUAUUGCCCGGGG
Messenger RNA from Staurois parvus, 279 nucleotides. The record is from the annotation of a GenBank genome assembly. NCBI's taxonomy places the organism in Eukaryota, Metazoa, Chordata, Amphibia, Anura, Ranidae.